GUAUACUCCAGACUGAUUCUGAGUCUGCUCCUGGAAUUUUCAGUCUCAGGGAAAAACAUGCUUUACUGCUACAGUGGCUGAACCUGAAAUCACAAUCUGGAGUGAAUCUUCUGUUUAAGGGAAGCCAAGAUCUUGGAACUUGGCCAGGUUUUGCCAUAAGCAACAGUCAGGCCAGUAACCAGAUCAGCAAAAGAAUGCGCGUGGUUUGAGGGGACGAAUUGGUGUGGGUUCUCCAUCCUAAGAGCUAAGCUGUUCCUUUACAUUAGGAUUUUUCGAAAAGAAAAUGGCCAAACUGUUGCAAGCUCCUCCCAAGUUCCUUCCCCCAGAGUGGCAUAUUGCAAACAAGACACAGUAUUCCAGUGCGGAGAGCCAGAGAUCCAGGUCAGAGCGACUCGUAGCUGAGAGCCAGAGGCUGGUGGAUGAAAUUGAAAAAACAACUCAGAAAACCCAAAGUGAUGUUAACAAGAAAAUAGAACAGAGACUUGAUGAAAUAAAAUUCUGGAAGCAAGAAUUAGAUGACAAACUAGAGCAGGUUGUUAAUGAGACAGAAGCGCUGUUGGCUUUUAAGACAAGGCUAGAGAAGGCAUUGGAAAGCUGUAAAGAGCCGCUAUUCAUUGCUCAAGAGUGUCUCUUGAACAGGCAGAGGCGAGUUGGGAUUGAUUUGGUCCAUGACGAAGUGGAACGGGAACUGAUAAAGGAAGUUGAAGUGCUCCAGGGGGUUAUGGCUUUACUGGAGCGCACACUGGAACAAACCAAUGAGCAAAUUAGGCUAAACCGUUCGGCUAAAUACAAUCUGGAAAUGGAUCUGAAAGACAAGUUCGCUGCCUUGACAAUCGAUAACUAUUGUUCCAGUUUGACAAACAAUACAGCUGAUAUAAGAUAUGCUAGAAAUGUAGUGAAAGUUGAAGGAAAGUCAGUGAGCCCUGAAGACUGGGUAGAUUUCUCGAAUGCAAAUGUUGAAAAGGCUGACAAGCAGAGGAACAACUCUUUGGCGCUCAGGGCCUUGAUUGACCGAAUCUUAUCCCAGACGGCAGGUGACAUGCGCAAGCAGUGCGAGACGGUGAACAUUGCUUUUAAGAAUAGGGUGAAGGAGACAAAAGAUGCAAAGAACAAACUAGAGAUGCAUCUCGCUAAGGUGAUGGAUGAGAUUACAGCCCAGGAGAAGAACAUUGCAGCCUUAAAGAAAGCUAUCAUCGAUAAAGAAGGCCCCGCCAAGGUGGCUCAGACACGCUUGGAGACGCGGACCCAUCGUCCCAAUGUGGAGCUGUGUCAUGAUAUGGUGCAGUACAGGCUGAUCAGCGAGGUUCAGGAGAUCACAACCAAUAUUCAGAGACUAAAGGACACGUUGGCACAAGCUGAGGUGGAGCUGAAAAGUCUGAGCCGGCGACAGCUUUCACUAGAGGAGGAGAUCCAGGUCAAGGAGAACACACUGUACAUCGAUGAAGUGUUGUGCAUGCAGAUGAGGGAGUCUAUUUCCAUUAACAAUUUCUGAAGCCCGGGUGUGGAAGAGAACAUUCCCCCACGUUGGACCAGAUUCUGCAUGGACAUACACCAGGGCAAUGCCUGAGUAACUUCACUGAACAUUAACGUAACGACUCUUUGUUCACACUAGUGUGACCCAGAGCACAAUCUAGCCUAGGUAUGUGAAUCAAUUAAAACAGACCUAAAUGCCUCCGCCCAACUGCUUGUCCCCGGAGCUAUUGUAUGCUUUCUAGUAGACAGUAAAGUUAUGGAACAACA
Pelodiscus sinensis (Chinese soft-shelled turtle) is the source of this 1740-nucleotide messenger RNA. RefSeq names its product tektin 1 (gene TEKT1). The record is from RefSeq and is a predicted model, not a curated record. Lineage: Eukaryota; Metazoa; Chordata; Testudines; Trionychidae. Gene Ontology annotation, cellular component: microtubule cytoskeleton; nucleus. Gene Ontology annotation, biological process: cilium movement involved in cell motility; cilium assembly.